Annulohypoxylon truncatum is the source of this 1276-nucleotide messenger RNA. Its product is annotated as Aristolochene synthase. Bases 175 to 1176 code for a protein of 333 amino acids. The transcript is spliced from 4 exons. The record is from RefSeq and is a predicted model, not a curated record. NCBI's taxonomy places the organism in Eukaryota, Fungi, Ascomycota, Sordariomycetes, Xylariales, Hypoxylaceae.
UAAGAGUAUUGCCGUCUUUGUUAAUCCGUAUCAAGUGGAGAUGGUGACAUACGAGUUGUUAAGAUGGCAGACCCUCGAUCAGAUAGCGUGAUAGUCUACUACUGACACUUUGUUUCGCUAUUCAGAUUCACUACUCGACUCCAGUAAACAUUUCUACUCCAGCACCCAUUCACAAUGUCUGUACAAGUCGAGACUCGAACAGCCGCCACACCUUUCAAUGGAAAGCUGCCCAAUGGGAACUUCGUGAAGGAAGUGCGGAAGAUCCCGGCCUCGCGAUGGAAGCCUAUGAUCCAUCCACGAGCGGAGGAGGUCGGCAGGGAGGUUGAGGGAUAUUUCCUUCAACAUUGGAACUUUCCUACUGAACGGGCUAGGACUAUAUUCCUCAAGGCAGGCUUUCCCCGCGUGACUUGCUUAUACUUCCCUCUGGCCAAGGACGACAGGAUCCACUUUGCCUGCCGUCUUCUUACGGUCCUUUUCCUGAUCGACGAUAUUCUCGAGGAUAUGUCCUUUGCCGAUGGCGAGAAGCUGAACAACAGAUUGAUCGAGCUGUCCAAGGGCCCGGAGUAUGCGACACCGGACAGAUCUGUGCCUGCCGAAUUCGUAAUUUAUGACCUCUGGGAGAGUAUGCGGGCUCACGACCUCGAGCUUGCUAACCAAGUGCUCGAGCCAACCUUCGUCUUCAUGCGAUCUCAGACGGACAAGAUCAGGUUAAGCAUCACGGAACUAGGCGAGUACCUGCGGUAUCGAGAGAAGGAUGUAGGCAAAGCCUUACUGUCGGCGCUUAUGCGUUUCUCAAUGGAGCUCAACCCGACGCCGGAAGAGAUGAUAGCACUCAAACCGCUUGAGGAGAAUUGCUCCAAGCACCUCUCCAUUGUCAAUGAUAUCUGGAGCUAUGAGAAGGAGGUACAGGCUUCCAAAACGGGCCAUAAGGAAGGCUCCUAUCUAUGUUCGGCUGUCAAAGUGGUGGCAACCGAGACAGGCCUCAGCGUGGCUGCCACCAAACGCGUGCUGUGGCAUAUGGUGCGCGAGUGGGAAAUGACACAUGAAGAUAUGUGCGAGGGCCUUUCUACCGGUAGCCAGGCUGUCAAGGACUACAUCCGCGGAUUGGAAUAUCAGAUGAGUGGAAAUGAGCUCUGGAGCGAGACAACACCUCGGUACUUGGAAGUAGAUGAGUAGGCAGUGAAGGCAUUAUUACCUCGCCGCAGCUAUUAGAGUAGCCUAGACUUAGAAAUGGCAUAGAGUAUUGUCGAAAUUGAUACUCCGAGUAAGAUGUCUU